Molecule: messenger RNA, 1306 nt
Organism: Sesamum indicum (sesame)
Lineage: Eukaryota; Viridiplantae; Streptophyta; Magnoliopsida; Lamiales; Pedaliaceae
Product: putative CCR4-associated factor 1 homolog 7
Cellular component (GO): CCR4-NOT complex
Molecular function (GO): poly(A)-specific ribonuclease activity; nucleic acid binding
Source: RefSeq, a predicted model, not a curated record
CCCCUCGCCCCCGCCCCCUCUAUCUGCACUUUACCAUCUCCACGUUGACACACCAAUCAGUGUUCGCAAAGCUCCCAAUCUAUUCACUUCAGUACAUUAUUUCAUCUGCUAAAGUAUUCUGCAGAUUUAGCUUCAGUUGAAGAUUACCAAUAUUAAGAUUAUUUUGUUGCGAAAGCAUAUUUCUUUUUUGCUGCUAGUACCUAGUAAAUUUUAAGAAGAAAGGACAGAAAUGUUUGAGUUGCCAAAGAAUGACCAAAUUCAGAUUAGGGAGGUGUGGAAUGACAAUCUUGAACAAGAAUUUGCUCUGAUUCGUGAUAUAGUCGAUGGUUAUCCCUAUGUUGCUAUGGAUACUGAGUUCCCGGGCGUGGUUCUUCGACCCGUUGGCAACUUUAAUCAUAUCAAUCAGUACAAUUAUCAAACCUUGAAGGAUAAUGUUGAUAUGUUGAAGUUGAUUCAGUUGGGUCUCACAUUUUCGGAUGAAAAUGGGAAUUUACCCACUUGUGGGACUAAUACUUGCUGCAUUUGGCAAUUUAAUUUCCGUGAAUUCAAUGUCAGCGAGGACAUUUUUGCUAAUGAUUCAAUUGAAUUGUUGAGGCAAUCUGGGAUUGAUUUUAAGAAGAAUAAUGAGCUGGGAAUUGAUGCUGGCCGCUUUGCAGAGCUCUUGAUGUCUUCCGGGAUUGUUUUGAAUGAUGGCAUGUGUUGGGUGACAUUUCACAGUGGUUAUGACUUUGGAUACCUACUUAAGUUAUUGACUUGUAGAAGUUUGCCCGAGACUCCAGCAGGGUUCUUCCUAUUGCUGAACAUAUACUUCCCAAUGGUGUAUGAUAUCAAGCAUUUGAUGAAGUUCUGCAAUAGCCUUCAUGGAGGACUGAAUAAGCUGGCAGAACUUUUAGAAGUUGAGAGAAUUGGCGUCUGUCAUCAGGCAGGUUCUGAUAGUUUACUCACGUCAUGUGCUUUCAAGAAGUUAAAAGAUAACUUCUUCAAUGGAUCCACAGAGAAGUAUGCUGGUGUGUUGUAUGGUCUUGGCAUUGAGAAUGGAUCUUGAAAAAUAACAAGAACACACCUGUGUAUUAGCUGUAGUACUUGUAAGGCGUGGAAAUGUCAGGUGGAUUUUAUAGUUUCAGAAAUUGUUGCUUGUUAGUUCCUUUGAUUGCCCUUUUAACUUUGUGUGGUACUGAAUCCCUGGAGGGUGUUGUAGCUUAAGCAUUGUAAAAUAUCACAUACACAUUCCAAUAACAGUCAUUACAGCUCCAUCCUUCUCAACGACACUUUACUUUUGAAUUCAAAUUGUUGUUUGUGUGGAUUA